AACUGUUGAUUGACAGGUAAGCUAACCAAUCAAAUUCGAAAACAAUGACGUCUGGUCUCGUCAUGAACCAAUCGUUUCAUGAAAUGGGAGGUUCCAGUGAGAAGACGCUCUGAAAAAGAUAAACCCUCAAAUCUGGUGGUGAAACAGCUGGAAAAGUUGUUAAUGUGCUAGUUCCUGAUGUAAAAAGUCACGAUGCUGAAAAGAGACGAAGAAGAGUCGUGUGAGGAUGUUUGAAAUAAUUUAGUGAACUGUUACAGCAUCAGAUGACAGUCUCUGAGAAAAAAAAUAUCCACUCUGAGAUUUCUUUUUAAUAUUUUCAAGAAUAUACCAUUUUUUUGGUCAAUCUAUAAGGACAUUUAGGAAAUCAUGGGAAGUUUUAAAGGCCAUGCAUUGCCUGGAAGUUUCUUCCUGAUCACCGGCCUGUGGUGGGCCGCAAAGCAGACAUUUCUGUACACCACCCGCAGGAAUAAAAGUGCUGGUGCAGGCAGACUUCCAUCUCGAGCAAUCCAACGGGGCAUAGAAAUCAUAGAAGGAGCUGUCAUUUUAUCAUUUUCUAUUAUAGGUAUGUUAGCAGAGCAGCUUUUGGCAGGUGGGCCCAAAUUUCAGCUAUAUGAUUCUUCCACUCAACACUGGGAGCAGCUGAUGAACUGGCAGCAUACCACCAUGUACCUGUUCUUUGCCAUUGCAGGGGCCAUAUCUCUCACUGUCCAUAGCAGAGACAUCGCCCCGCUAGCCUUAGACCGGAUGCUGCUGGCUCUUGCUUUCUUUAACGAGGGCCUCCUGUUUCUUUACCAUCUCCAUGGUAGAGAUAUGCUUGAUGUCCAUGUGCACACCCUUCUCCUCUAUGCCAUCUUUGGACAAGCUUUCAUUUGCCUUCUGGAGGUUUUCCACAGAGGUAAUAUUCUACUAGAACUGCUCCGAGCCACUCUCACCAUACUGCAGGGCAGCUGGUUCUGGCAGAUUGGUUUUGUGCUGUACCCACCCAGUCAAGUGAAAUGGGAUCAGAUAGACCAUGACAACACUAUCUUUGUCACAUUAUGCUACUGCUGGCACCUAGCGUUUGCAUUGCUCACUGUAGCUGUAGUUUACUUGUCUGUUCUCUGUGCUGUGCGUUCCAGACUAAGGAGGAUGCCACCCAUAGAAAUGGGGCUUUUGAAACCAAGGGAGAAAGAAGUAGAGUCUGAAGAUGAGAUUUUAUGAGUACUGUAUUUAUCAUCCUUACAAGUUCAAGCAAGUAUCCAAAUACAUUUGGACCUGAACCCAAAGAAAAGUAUCGAGACAGAGAUUGAGAGAUAGAUAUGAACAGAGAGGCAUUGUCACUAAAUAUUAGCUCUGCCUUAAUUUCCUGAAGAGCAGAUGGGAGAUGACAAACCGUGUCAGUCUUGCUUCCCAAGAUCUGUUUCAUCAUACUAUAACAAGUGACUCCAAGUAAAUCUCAAGAGCCAUAGUGUUAUAUUUCCCACUCAUGUUCCUAGUAUGAUCACUCCUGUGAUAGUAACAGCUCUGUCCAUGCCAAUAUGAUGUAUUGAUUAUUUUUGAGUCUUUGUGUACACUUUUUAUUGUCAGUGCAUUGUAUAUCUUACACUGUGUAAAUAUGAGAUUUUUUUCAUGUGCCUUGUCAGUAUUUUAUAUGUUGUUAAUAUAAUAUUUUUAUUAUGCUUUUAGGGGGUACUAUAUGAUCUACAUGCUUAAAUGUGUUAUAUUUUAAUGCCUCUGAGAUUUGCAGGUGUGUAAGACACUUUUUAAUUAUCAAAUGAAUAAUGCUUUUGCAUUUUCUUGAUAAUUCUUGUCAGCCAUAACAAUUCCUCAUCCAGUCUGCUGUUUGUUUAUGCCAUAGUAUUCUUUACCUUGACUGAAAAAGGGCCAUUGUACAGUAUGUGGAAUCUUCAAACUAUAGUAUCUUAUCACAUGCAUUUAUUGAUCGAUUUAAUUUAAUUUGACUUGAUAAUAAAAACUUUUUUUUU
This is a messenger RNA of Cyprinus carpio (common carp), 1964 nucleotides long. RefSeq names its product transmembrane protein 45B-like. The record is from RefSeq and is a predicted model, not a curated record. Lineage: Eukaryota; Metazoa; Chordata; Actinopteri; Cypriniformes; Cyprinidae. Bases 367 to 1200 code for a protein of 277 amino acids. The transcript has 6 exons.